AUGACAUUUAUCUUCCUAAAGGGUGGCAAACUUGAAGAUACAUACAAAGCUUUGAAGACGAUACGAAAUAGAAGCUCCGCCCUAAAGCAACCAAUAAUUAUGCAGAGCGCUAUUCAAUCAGAUUACGGUAAUGAAAUACAGUCGGUUCCUAUUGAACAUAGGUUUAAUCCCUACGAUGAUAAUGGAGGUACAAUUCUAGGAAUCGCAAGCGAGGAUUUCGCUAUUAUUGCAGGCGACACAAGACAUACAACCGGUUACUCGAUCAAUUCACGUGAGGAGCCAAAAGUUUUUGACUGUGGUGAUGAUAUUAUCAUCUCCGCAAAUGGGUUUGCUGCUGACAGUGAUGCGUUGAUAAAGAGAUUCCAAAAUAGCGUGAAAUGGUAUCAUUUUGACCACAACAAGAAGCUAAAGUUACAAUCGGCCGCUAGAAAUAUACAACAUAUACUAUAUGCAAAGCGUAUGUUUCCAUAUUAUGUUCAUACCAUUGUUGCUGGCCUAGAUGACGAAGGAAAGGGCGCAUUAUAUUCUUUCGAUCCAGUCGGAUCUUACGAGCGUAACCAGUGCAUAGCAGGAGGUGCAGCUGCAGCCUUGAUCAUGCCUUUCCUAGACAAUCAAAUCAGCUUUAAAAACCAAUAUGUCGCAGAGUCUAACGGCACAGAAAGAAAACCGCUCAAGGACUUAUCGCUUGAAGAUGUGAUCAGGCUAGUGCGGGAUGCGUUCAACUCCGCUACUGAAAGGCAUAUUCAUGUUGGUGACAACCUUCAAAUUAUGAUAGUCACUAAGGAUGGAGUAAAGGAAGAAUACUACGAAUUGAAGAAGGAUUGA
This is a messenger RNA of Eremothecium sinecaudum, 825 nucleotides long. It is a transcript of the gene PRE7, whose product is annotated as proteasome core particle subunit beta 6. Gene Ontology annotation, cellular component: proteasome core complex. The record is from RefSeq and is a predicted model, not a curated record. The transcript has a single exon. Bases 1 to 825 code for a protein of 274 amino acids. Lineage: Eukaryota; Fungi; Ascomycota; Saccharomycetes; Saccharomycetales; Saccharomycetaceae.